Eptesicus fuscus (big brown bat) is the source of this 2420-nucleotide messenger RNA. RefSeq names its product suprabasin (gene SBSN). NCBI's taxonomy places the organism in Eukaryota, Metazoa, Chordata, Mammalia, Chiroptera, Vespertilionidae. Bases 59 to 2263 code for a protein of 734 amino acids. The record is from RefSeq and is a predicted model, not a curated record. The transcript has 4 exons.
UAAAUAGCAGCUUGGCUUAGCUGGUUCCUCUCUGCAUCCUCCUCAUCCUCCCAACAAUAUGCAUCUUGCCAGAUUGGUCAGUUCUUGCUCCCUCCUACUGCUAUUGGGGGCCCUGCCUGGAUGGGCAGCCAGUGAUGACCCCAUUGAGAAGGUCAUUGAAGGGAUCAACCGAGGGCUGAGCAAUGCAGAGAGAGAAGUGGGCAAGGCCCUGGAAGGCAUCAAUAAUGGCAUCACUCAAGCUGGAAGGGAAGUGGAGAAAGUUUUUAAUGGACUUAGCAACAUGGGGAGCCAGGCCGGCAAGGAGCUGGACAAAGGCGUCCAGGGGCUCAACCACGGCUUGGACAAGGUAGCCCAUGGUACCAACAAUGGCGUCGGACAAGCAGGAAAGGAAGCAGAGAAGUUUAUCCAUGGGGUCAACAACGCUGCUGGACAGGUUGGGAAGGAGGCAGACAAAGUGAUUCAGGGGGUCCAUCAUGGGGUCAACCAGGCGGGAAGUGAGGCAGGGAGGUUUGGCCAGGGGGUCCACCAUGCCGCUGGGCAGGCUGGGAACGAGGCAGGGAGGUUUGGUCAGGGGGUCCACCAUGGGAUUGAUCAAGCCUGGAAGGAGACUGAGAAGUUUGGUCAGGGGGUCCACCAUGCCGCUGGGCAGGCUGGGAACGAGGCAGGGAGGUUUGGCCAGGGGGUCCACCAUGCUGCUGGGCAGGCUGGGAACGAGGCAGGGAGGUUUGGUCAGGGGGUCCACCAUGCCGCUGGGCAGGCUGGGAACGAGGCGGGGAGGUUUGGCCAGGGGGUCCACCAUGGGAUUGAUCAGGCCUGGAAGGAGACUGAGAAGUUUGGUCAGGGGGUCCACCAUGCCGCUGGGCAGGCUGGGAACGAGGCAGGGAGGUUUGGUCAGGGGGUCCACCAUGCCGCUGGGCAGGCUGGGAACGAGGCGGGGAGGUUUGGUCAGGGGGUCCACCAUGCUGCUGGGCAGGCUGGGAACGAGGCAGGGAGGUUUGGUCAGGGGGUCCACCAUGCCGCUGGGCAGGCUGGGAACGAGGCAGAAAAGUUUGGCCAUGGGGUUCACCAUGGGAUUGAUCAGGCCUGGAAGGAGACUGAGAAGUUUGGUCAGGGGGUCCACCAUGCCGCUGGGCAGGCUGGGAAUGAGGCAGGGAGGUUUGGUCAGGGGGUCCACCAUGCCGCUGGGCAGGCUGGGAACGAGGCAGGGAGGUUUGGUCAGGGGGUCCACCAUGGGAUUGAUCAAGCCUGGAAGGAGACUGAGAAGUUUGGUCAGGGGGUUCACCAUGGGAUUGAUCAAGCCUGGAAGGAGACUGAGAAGUUUGGUCAAGGGGUCCACCAUGCCGCUGGGCAGGCUGGGAAUGAGGCAGGGAGGUUUGGCCAGGGGGUCCACCAUGCUGCUGGGCAGGCUGGGAACGAGGCAGAAAAGUUUGGCCAUGGGGUUCACCAUGGGAUUGAUCAGGCCUGGAAGGAGGCUGAGAAGUUUGGUCAGGGGGUCCACCAUGCUGCUGGGCAUGGAGGGGACAAAAUAGUCCAAGGAGUCCAUCAUGGGGUUAACCAGGCUGGGAAGGAGGUGGAGUGGUUUGGGCAGGAUGCUCAGUAUGCCGCAGGACAGAGUGAAAAGGAGGGAGACAAAAUAGUCCAAGGUGUCCGUCCUGGGGUCAAUCAGGCCGGGAAGGAGGUGGAGCAGUUUGGCCAUGGGGUCCACCAUGAGGUUAAUGAGGCCUGGAAGGAGGCAGAGAAGUUUGGUCAGGGGGUCCACCAUGCAGCAGGGCAGGCUGGGAAAGAGGGGGACAAAGUGGUCCAAGGGGUCCACAAUGGAGUCAACCAGGCUGGGAAGGAGAUGGAGCAGUUUGGCCAGGGAGUUCACCAUACCGUUGAACAGGCUGGAAAGGAGGCAGACAAAGUAGUCCACGGGGUCUACGAUGGGGUCAACCAGGCCGGGAAGGAGGCAGAGAAAUUUGGCCAAGGGGUCAACCACGCUGCUGGCCAGGCUGGAAAGGAAGCGGAGAAACUUGGCCAAGGUGUCCACCAUGCUGCUGGCCAGGCCGGGAAGGAGGUGGACAGGUGGCAGCAGAAUGCUCAUUAUGGGGUCAACCAAGACGGCAAGGAGGCCAACCAGCUGCUGAAUGGCGGUCACCCAGGCGGAUCCACCGGCCAUCACGGAGGGGGCGCAACCACAACAUUAACAUCUGGAGCUUCGGUCAACAAGCCCUUCAUCAGCUUUUCAGCUCUAUGGAGGAGCGUCGCCAACAUCAUUCCCUAAACUGAUGCACUGGCCUUGCUGAGCAGACUCGCUUUCCUGCUGGCGUAUCAGCUGAAAUGACUUGGAGGAGCUAGGGAUGGGAGGCGGGUAGAUUUCGGGAGUCCCUUGAGGGAACUGUACUGAUAUUUGUGAAUAAAUAUGACACAACAUGCUCUCA